UAUUGUGCGUCUUUUCUAACCAACAAAAAGGCAGUGGUUGUAGCGCCAUUUAAACAUGUGCGGUGUAGGUCGGGUCCAGCUUGGCAACAUGUGUUAAUUGUGAUUUGUGAAUCGGGCGCACGUUAAUGUGUUAAGCACAAAAGGUCAUGCUUUGCCCGAAAUCUCAAGCCCGAAAAUACAAAUUCUAGGUAGAACCCAAGUAAUCAUGCGGAACACAAUGAAGCGUAAGCAUGGUAGCACCCUGACUACCCAGACGUUGUUGGAUUUUGAUCUGGGAGAAUCGUCCUCCGAUUCUGAUUUCCGCAUCGAAGACCAUGACGAUGAGAGCGACGAUUUUUCGAUGGGUUCCAAAGACGACAACGACGGUGAUAAUGACGAUGAUGACGACGAUGAUGGCGACGACGACGACGACGACGAUGAUGAUGCGAGCGACGAAGACGAAAACGAAAGCGACGAUGAGGGAGUGGAAGUGAAGCACCUGCUGGCACAUUCCUUGAAUGGCACGGUGAAGAAGAAGAAAAAGAGCGAGGCCGAUGGCGCGGACGAUUCGGGCGAUGCGGAGGACAACGACGAGGAGGACGAAGAGAGUACCACGGACGGAAGUGCCACUAAGGAGAAACCGGCGUCCCUCGAACCCCAAGCAGUGCAACCGGUACCAAUCCCUACGCCGCCAAGCGUCAAAAACUCGACCAUCAACGAAAAGGAUGCUGCCGUAUUGAAGCUUUUACUCAAGUCGAUCUGCUGCGCCUGCUUGGGAGAUCGAAGUGAUGAUCAAAAUGAGAUAGUCGAGUGCGAUGGCUGCGGUGUAACGGUGCACGAAGGUUGCUACGGGGUAAGCGAGUGCACCAGCAUCAGCAGUACAACCUCGUCCUGCUCGACCGAGCCGUGGUUUUGCGAUGCUUGCAAGGCUGGUGUGGAAAACCCGGACUGCGAGCUUUGUCCCAACCGCGGUGGCAUCUUCAAAGAGACAGAUGUCGGCAAAUGGGUGCACCUGGUGUGCGCGCUGUACGUGCCGGGGGUGGCGUUCGGCGAAGUGGACCAGCUGUCCUCCGUCACCCUGUUCGAGAUGCCGUACAACAAGUGGGGCGCCAAGACGUGCAGUCUCUGCGAGGAUACCAAGCUGGCACGCACCGGUGUCUGCAUCGGAUGCGAUGCUGGUAUGUGCAAAACGUACUUUCACGUCACCUGUGCACAGUACCACGGGCUCCUGUCCGAGGCACACUCGGAGGAGGCGGACCAAGCCGACCCGUUCUACGCACACUGCAAAAUCCACUCGGACAAAACGCUCAUAAAACACCGCAAGCGCAACUACAACGCCAUCAAGAUGAAGGCACUGCACCGCCAGAUAGAGGAGGAAGAAGCGUCGCGGAAGCAGCAGACGCAGUCGUCCGAGCAGGCACGCAUUGAGCGUAAGCUCGCAAAACAUCGCAAGCGCUACCUGUUCAACAAGGAGACGAAAAAUCCACCCUGGGUGCCGACGCAGAAGAUGCCCCGGUUGCUGAUAACCAGCGCCACCGCCUGCAAGAAGCUGCUGUUCAAAGCGGAACUGAUGGGGCUGGACAUGGCGGCGAUCGAAUUCCAGGAAGCACAGAUGGCCGCACUGACCGACGUGCGCAAAAAGUGGCACAUUACGCCGGCAUUCAGCGUGGAGUUCAUCGGCUACUAUCUCGACCGGGCCAUCCGGCUUGGUGAGAUGAAGAAAAAUCUCCAGGAGCAGAUACUGCUCAACAAGCGGUUGCUCGGACAGCAGCAGCAGCUCCGCAGCAAGUACGAUCGCAGUGUGCAGCUCAACCAGGAGGCGCUGAAGCGCAACGAUGCCUACCGCGAAAGCAUAGCGAAGCUGUACGCCCACAUUCAAGCGCUGGCCCCCAGCAAAACGCUCGUGCCGAUCGAGCAGAUCGGUAAGCCGCCACAGCCAGCGCCGCUAGCGCAUCCACCGAUUGCGGCCGUACCCUUCGGCAAGGUGACACCGCAUGCCAGUGUGCUCAUCAACACCCCGUCGGCACCGUCAACCGUGGCGCUCUGUCCAACGCCACCAGCACGCACGAUGACCGUACCGACGGCUGCCGCGCUCAAAAUGGGAGUCGGCUUCCCGCUUCAAAACCUGCUGGUACCCGGCGGCGGCAAGCGGGACGACACCGGGCGUAUUCUCAGCACCCAGUGCAAGCAGAACAGUGAGGAUCUGCUGAACGAGUGCGGCAUCUGCAAGCGCUGCCAGGAUCAGCAUUUGCUGGCCAAGUGCGAUACCUGCCACCUGUACUAUCACCUGGGCUGCCUAAAUCCCCCACUCACGCGCCAUCCCAAGAAGUCCAAGCUGUACGGCUGGCAGUGCUCGGAGUGUGACCGGUCGGAUGACUCGAACCCGGAAAGCAUCAUUAUCCCGAAGGCACCCCGGAAAUCGCGCACACGGUACUCCAAGGAUGGCACGAUCGUGCCGUAUGACCUAUCCUAUGCGGCGGAUCAGCAGCAGCAACAGCACGAGGGAGGCAGCAGCGUCAGGAAGGCGGGAAAAACAUCGAUGACCACUGGCGGGGGCACACCUGCUUCCACCGCAAGACCACCACCGGAUCCCGCUUCAACGAAGUCGCCCGUUCUGCAGGGAUCGAUUGCGACGGUGAAGCAGGAAGAGGAGCCUACCAGCCCCGCACCGGAAAAGGUUGAGUCCUCGACCAGUUUGUCGUCGACGGGAGAGGACGGCAGCGGAGCUUCGGAGUCCAUGCUGCAGGGAACUCCUCCGAAAGUACCGGGAAAGCGAGGACGUAAAAAGAAGAUAGUACCGGAGCUCUCGACUACGCUCAUCGUUCAACUCGAUGACGUAGCUACUCGUCGGCCGUCGCUUCUGGACCAGCUGAAUAAUCACGAUUCGAAGCUUCCCUAUCAAAAGCUAGAGCCAGCUGAAGCUGCCAAGAAUCCCGAAUCAGCACCGUACCAGAAGCAUGCAAAUGAUAAUACGUACUACGGCGAUGCGGCAGUGCAGCUGAAGCAGGAAAAUGUUGGCGCUUCCGAUUCGACCACGGACCGGGUGCCCGCACCGUCCGAGAAAGUUGAGUCGACGACCACGACCACGCCGACGCCGGGUGGGCUGCUCCUGCCGCCGGCUGGCAGCUCGUCACAGAUAAAUACCUCCGCCGGAGCGAUGAAAUUCUAUGGCCACAACGAGGGCGCUGACAUCGGACCUAACAAAUCGAACGUCACGGAAGCGGCCACAUCAACGCAUCACAAGCACAGCAAGCGCCGAAAGGAGAAGCACCGCAACCGAUCGCCGAACGCGGAGCGAAUCAUCUCGAAGGACCACAAGCGCAAGCGAAAGCGUAGAAACCACGACUACGAUCUGGCGAGUUUGGCCGACGGCGGGGACUACACAAUGCAGACGUUCGAUGGCGACAGCAGGCCGCGUAUUAAAAUCAAGAUUAAAUCAGUUCUGGACGGGUCUAAUACUCACACGACGCAGAUAUUCUACGUUCGGGACGAAACCGGGCCGGAAAGAGCAGCCGUACCACAGCUUAUCUCGGGAGCUGCAGACAGUUCGUCACACAUGCAGAUCGAUGCCGAUCCAACUCUUCUACUCGAAGUGGCCAACUUAGCGGAGAACAGCACAAACUCGCCGCAGGUGGAUUCAACACCGCAGAAGAGCAUAAGCUCGCAAGCACGGGGACGUGCCAAACGGCAUUCGAUCGCGUCCCGGACUGGUGGUGCUGCCGUCAGUAACAGCGCGACCGAGGAAUCCGUGUGCGAUGUUUGCCAGGAGCAGGGCACAGCGGCCAACAUAGUGCAGUGCGACGAAUGUCAUAAGAAUUAUCAUUUCGGCUGCCUAGAUCCGCCGCUAAAGAAAACUCCCAAGCGUCGUGGCUACUCGUGGCAUUGCGCUGACUGUGAUCCCACGGAUGUCGAAAACUAGCGAUUCUAUUUUAUAUUUCGUAUAUCUCGUAUCAACGACUGGAAAACUUAAACGCCUAUUGAUUCUAUUCUGGGCCGCACCCUCUCUUGCACACAGUAUGUUGCAAACCAAAGAAUUGUCUUUUGGACCGCCCCAAAACAGUACUCAAGUAUAAUCUAACGAACGAACCAACUCAGCAAUCUCGUAUUCGAGUCCCUCAACGUUUUGUGUUUGUUCAAACAUUGUGUUUUGUUGUCUGGAUGAGCGAUUCUUUGAUUUUAAGUAUAUUUUAAGUGGAACAGUCUCCAACACUUGGGCUAAUCAGUAACCAUAAGUCUAGUUUAAGCGAAUCUACCUAGCAGCUUGUUGGGUGAAAGUCAUACCACAACUUUACAGUAUAAAACAUUUAGUUUUUUGUUUUCUCAAGUAAUGUGUAAUAUGUUAGACGCCU
Molecule: messenger RNA, 4328 nt
Organism: Anopheles coustani
Lineage: Eukaryota; Metazoa; Arthropoda; Insecta; Diptera; Culicidae
Product: PHD finger protein 14
Exons: 5
Coding region: 206-3898 (1230 amino acids)
Biological process (GO): regulation of transcription by RNA polymerase II
Source: RefSeq, a predicted model, not a curated record